GACAACCCGGACUCUCUCCUACGCAUGUCCCCCAAAGAACAAUGAAUGUAGUUGAACAAAAGAAAUUCUAAGCACAGCUGCAAAGUCCGGAAACGAGGAAACACUCCACAACACGAGACACGCUUUGUUUCUGUUCCUGCAGAAGGGCUUAUGCACUUGCAUUAGUCCAGCCACACCGCUGCUAGUCCUCUUAGGGCUCUCUUCUCCGUCAAUGGGUCCAAUAUUGGGACGUCCUUGCUACGCAGCCUCGUUUACCCCUGGCAAACCCACUAGACGCCGUUGCCAAUCAUUGGUUGACCUUGGAGCUACCUUUCCAAACGGCUACGUUCUCCAGCGGCCAUCGACUCCUAUUGGACCACCGGGCUGCGCGGCCCUUCGCUCUUCAUGGCGGAGCUCCAAACCUGGAUAACGGGCACCAUCCGUGUCAUGGAUUCGCCGCCUGUGUUGACGAUGCCCCGUAUUGGAACCCUACUUGGGUCGCCUUGAGCUGCAAGCCCAGUUGCCUACGCGCUGCUGAGCCUGCAUAGGGGAGAGAGGCUGCCGCCGCCACACAGACACACAUCACUAGAAAAGCCAUGGACUCCCGUAUUAGCCUCUGGUGGCUGCUGUCCUCUCUUCUCUCAAGUUUUGCUUCUUGCUUUACGACAGACGCAGCUUGGUUUGUUUCUUCUUCGACGUAUCAAACGUCCACCACACUCAUUUCUUGACCUUGUGUCGCUUACAUUCGCUUGAAUCCAAACGUUCUUUACCCCAACAAUGCAUUCCUUUGCUGCCGUCAGCACGGCUCUUCUGGCUUGCGCUGGAUCCGUCGCUGCCACCAAGUUCUCUGUUGUUGAGACGUACGACAAGACCAACUUCCUCGACAAGUUCAACUUCUGGGAUCAACAUGACCCUUCCAAUGGCGAUGUCAGUUACGUUGGCCAGGCCGAGGCCCUUAAGCUCGGCCUCGUUGGUUCAGAUGGCGAUGACUUCUUUGUGAGGCCCGAGACUACCAAGAAGGACUACCGCCGCAGUGUUCGCCUCGAAUCCAGGAAGUCUUACACAGAAGGUCUGAUGAUUGCUCGCUUCACACACUUCCCUAAGCCUGCUUGUGGACUUUGGCCUGCUUUCUGGACUAAGGGUGAUGUUUGGCCAGGCCAGGGCGAGAUUGACAUUUACGAGCACUGGAACCUCGAUGCCAACAACCAGCCCGCCAUCCACACUGGUAACGCCAGUGACUACGGAGCUUGCUUCGUGGAUAAUGAGCAUGUAACGGGCCAGGUUAUCACUAGCAACUGCGACAACACCUACACCGACGGCCAAACCCAAUUCGUCAACCAAGGUUGCUCAGCUAAUGCCAACAGCGCCCCCUAUGGUUCCUCCAACGGUGGAAUUUAUGCUCUUGAGUGGACUGGCGAAACCAUCAGCAUCUAUGGCUUCUCUACCGGUGCUGAGCCUAGCAACAUCAACUCUGAUCACCCUGAUACUGCGUCUUGGGGUCAGCCCAUCAUGCGCGUAAGCAACAACAAGUGCGACCUUAACAAGCACUUUGGCCCUCAGAAGGUUAUCCUCAACCUUGACUUCUGCGGUGAGCCCGCCAAGUUCCCCCAGUUUUGGGAUCAUACAUGUGGUGCUCAGACUGGUGUUGCGACCUGCACGGAAUUUGUCAACUCUCACCCUGAAGCCUUUGCGGAGUCAUUCUUCAAGGUCAAGGAUAUUCGUUUCUUCCAGGACUCCCGCCUCGAUCCCGUCACCACUAGCUCAACCGUCGUUUCCUCCACUAGCACCACUGUCUCGAGCUCGUCCACUAGCUCUGUUGAGUCUUCAACCACUGCCGUUAGCUCUUCUGCUUCGUCUACUGCCAGCUCUGGACAGCCUGACACCGCAUCUACCAAGCCCACCGGCGUGUCCAGCGCUUCGGAAGCCUCCGCUAUUAGCAGCUCCACCAGAUGGUCCAACUCGUCGGCUUCUGCCACCUCUGUUGAGAUGACCACCUCCACUGUCUACACCACCAGACCGGUCACCAUCACCAGCUGCGCCCCGACUGUGACCAGCUGCCCUAUUGGCAAGGUCACUACUGAGACGGUUGCCCUAUACACGACUGUCUGCCCUGUUUCCAAGGGCACCAAGCCUUCUCCUUCUGCAUCCAAACCCACCGGUGGAAGUGACAACGAGACCAUCACCACUCACAUCACGACCACUUACACCAUCACCAGCUGUGCCCCUACCGUCACAAACUGCCCUGUUGGUAAGGUCACCACUGAGGUUAUCACCACUACCUACUGCCCUGGUGAGGAGACCCCCAAGCAGACCGGCGGUAACCCCAAGCCCAGCCAGAGCCUCAACAUCGUCCCAGGCUGGAACAACAGCACUAACACCUUGGUGGCCACACCAUCGGCCACUGGAGGCUACUACCCUGGCAGUGACAACAGCUGCCAUGGCGAGAACUGCCCUGGCACUGGUAACAAGAAGCCCGAAGGCUGCACCGGUGAGAACUGUCCUCCCUCCAUCAUUGCCAGCAGCGGAGCUCGUGUUGCUGUCUCUGCCUUGGCAGCCGUCGUUGGACUUGUUGCCUUCGUCCUCUAAGCCAUGCGCUUCCACUCACUUUGCUUUCACAAUCACGCGUUACUUCCCUUCCAUGACUUCUUUCCCUUGGUCAUCACCAAGGGCCCUCUUUGUUUUGUUUUAAAUUUCAUUCUAAUCAGAUGGUUGUUGUAAACGUACUAGCUAGUCACAGCCUAUCUAUUUACGAGCUAGGACGGAGAACUUGAAUAGACAAAUAUAGACGCCAAUAACCC
Molecule: messenger RNA, 2777 nt
Organism: [Torrubiella] hemipterigena
Lineage: Eukaryota; Fungi; Ascomycota; Sordariomycetes; Hypocreales; Clavicipitaceae
Source: the annotation of a GenBank genome assembly